AUGAAGCUAUGUUUGGUGUAUACUUUGACUUUAUUUACAAAUUGCGCGAGUAAAGCUGUUCAACUACCAAAAGUGGACAGACACCAAUCACCUCUGGAUGGGCCUGAGGGCAGUGGCGAUGCGGUGGAGCCAACGUUUUGGGCAUACGGAAGUGAAUACGGAGCUGAGCCUCCUUCUUGCAAAUCUGUCUGUGUAACCAAGGUUCUCGAAGUGCUAACAGUUUAUUUCCGAUCUGGCAGUUUCAAAGAAAACAUGCACAGGGCGUGUAGAGCCUAUGAUGAUGCAGUUACUUGUAUGCUACACCACAGACAUUGCGGCACCGAAACGAUGUUUGAAUCGCUCACGAGUGGCUUACGGUACAUGUGCAAGGAUCAGGAAGACGCUUUUAAUGCUCUGGCCGAUUGCAUAGAUGAGAACAGUGGUCGCGUUAGACAAGACUGCGAUCUUCAAUGCCACCCAAACUCUUUGGCUACUGGAAUAGCCUUGAAAGAUACUGUAAUGAAUCAGCUUGAACAUCCAUUGGUCAGCAAGAGGGUGAACAUGCGACGAAUCAUCGAACCACAUAUGAGCCGCUUCUUCUUCAGUCAAGGCUGCAAGUAA
Messenger RNA from Haemonchus placei, 600 nucleotides. The record is from the annotation of a GenBank genome assembly. Lineage: Eukaryota; Metazoa; Nematoda; Chromadorea; Rhabditida; Trichostrongylidae.